Messenger RNA from Vidua chalybeata, 1617 nucleotides. RefSeq names its product E2F transcription factor 1 (gene E2F1). Gene Ontology annotation, molecular function: RNA polymerase II cis-regulatory region sequence-specific DNA binding; protein dimerization activity; DNA-binding transcription factor activity, RNA polymerase II-specific. NCBI's taxonomy places the organism in Eukaryota, Metazoa, Chordata, Aves, Passeriformes, Viduidae. The coding region runs from base 1 to 1230 and encodes 409 amino acids. The record is from RefSeq and is a predicted model, not a curated record. Gene Ontology annotation, biological process: regulation of transcription by RNA polymerase II; G1/S transition of mitotic cell cycle. The transcript has 7 exons. Gene Ontology annotation, cellular component: Rb-E2F complex.
AUGGCGGCGGCGGGCGGCGCGGCGGGGCUGGCGGCGCUGCUGGGCAGCGCCUCCCCGCACCUCCUGAUCGUCUCCGCCGCCGCCGAGGAGCCCGCGGGCGGCGGCCACCCCGAUACCGACCUCCUGCUCUUCGCCACGCCGCAGCCCGCCCGCCCCGGCGCCGCGCCCAGACGGCCCGCGCUGGGCCGCCCGCCGGUGAAGAGGAAGCUGAACUUGGAGACGGAUCACCAGUACAUAGCGGAGAGUUUGCCAGUGAGCCGGGGCAAGGCCAGGAACCCUGCUAAAGGGGCAAAGUCUCCUGGAGAGAAGUCCCGCUAUGAAACCUCCCUGAACCUCACCACCAAGCGCUUCCUGGAGCUGCUGAGCCAGUCCCCAGAUGGUGUGGUGGACCUCAACUGGGCGGCCGAGGUCCUGAAGGUGCAGAAGAGGCGCAUCUACGACAUCACCAAUGUCCUGGAGGGCAUACAGCUCAUCACCAAGAAGUCCAAGAACCACAUCCAGUGGCUGGGCAGCCAGGCCACGGUGGGAGCGCCAGGCCGGCACCGGCUGCUGGAGAAGGAGCUGCGGGAGCUGCAGGCGGCCGAGCGGCAGCUGGAUGACCUCAUCCAGAUGUGCACGGUGCAGCUGCGCCUGCUCACCGAGGACCCCGCCAACCAGCACGCAGCCUAUGUGACCUGCCAGGACCUCCGGAGCAUUGUGGACCCCGCGGAGCAAAUGGUGAUGGUUAUCAAAGCCCCCCCAGAGACCCAGCUGCAGGUCUCAGACCCAGCAGAGGCGUUCCAGGUCUCCGUGCGAAGCACUCAGGGCCCCAUCGAUGUGUUCCUCUGCCCCGAGGACAGCUCGGGGGUCUGCAGCCCCGUCAAGAGCCCCUUCAAAGCCCCUGCAGAGGACUCUUCUCCCAGCCAUUCACAGCCCAGAGCCUCCCUGCUCCUGCAUCCUGCCCAGGAUGUGAACAUGCCGCUGCUGCCUGGAGAGCAAGAAGCGCUGCUGCCAGGACCAAGCGUGCUACCCAGCAAGAGCCCGGAGGAAGAGGUGAGCCUGUCCCCACUGGCCUCCAUGGACAUCCUGCUGGAGCAGAGCAGGGAGGACUUGGCGGGCUUCUUGGCCGAUGAGUUCAUCAACCUGUCGCCGCCGCAGGCGCAGGACUAUCACUUUGGCCUGGAGGAGGGCGAGGGCAUCAGCGAGCUCUUUGACUGCAACUUUGGGGACUUCACCCCCUUGGACUUCUGAAGCUGUGCCUGCCCGGGUGCUUGGGGGAGCUGCCAGGGGAGGGGGCAGCCCUGGCAGGGCAGGGCAGCUCCUCUGGCUCCAGCGCCCGCUGUUCUCCCCCAUCCCUUUUUGCAAUAUUUUCUCAUUAUCCCUCCAGCCCGGCGGGGGCCAGUGGCAUCCCCAGCUCCAGCCCCACAAGGAGGAUGCCAGGGUGGGGUUCCCAUCUCAGGGGAACCCCUCUCCCAAUAGGGCCCUGAUCGGGGGCAACUGCCCAGGGCAGAGCCACUGCCCCCUGGGAGCCCAUUCCAGAGCUUUAAGCAGUCCUGUGUAUAGAUUACUGAUUUGAUUAAUUUAUUAUUGUCCCCUGGGGACAGCGUUUCAUUUCCAUGGGGGUUUGGGGGGGCUGUA